This is a messenger RNA of Archocentrus centrarchus (flier cichlid), 1161 nucleotides long. RefSeq names its product anti-dorsalizing morphogenic protein (gene admp). NCBI's taxonomy places the organism in Eukaryota, Metazoa, Chordata, Actinopteri, Cichliformes, Cichlidae. The coding region runs from base 1 to 1161 and encodes 386 amino acids. The transcript has 5 exons. Gene Ontology annotation, molecular function: growth factor activity; cytokine activity. The record is from RefSeq and is a predicted model, not a curated record. Gene Ontology annotation, cellular component: extracellular region.
AUGCUGAAAUUCGUCAUCAUCGUUGCCACUCUGCUGUGCACGGCUGCUGCACGACCUUCGCUUCACUACCUGGAGAAUCCUUUUAUCCCCGUGAAAGGGUCAGAGGAAGUCCGCUCAGCUGCCAUAAAGAGACUUUUGGAAGUUUUCGGGAUGGAGGACCCUCCUGCCUUUCAUGGGUACAAACAGCCACCUCAGUACAUGCUUGAUUUGUACAACGCGGUUGCUGAUGUGGACGGUGUGACCAAGGACCCACAUCUUCUGGAAGGGAACACUGUGCGCAGCUUCUUUGACAAAUUGCACAGUGAUCAGGUGGAGUUCAGGUUCAAUUUGUCCAUGGUUGCAAGAACAGAGAAGAUUCUCACUGCAGAGCUCCAUCUUUAUAAACUGAGACCUCAGGCAACCUUGACAUUCAACAGGCAUCACUUCAGCCAGGUCAGUGUUUAUCAGCUGCUUGACACCAGCAAAAACUUCACACAGAAGAAGCUGCUUUCUUCUCGACUCAUCCCAGUCCACUCUUCUGGUUGGGAAGUGUUCACAAUCACACAAGCAGUCCGCUCCUGGAUGGUUGAUGAGGGUACCAACCUGGGACUUCAGGUGGUGGUUCGGACACUGGGAGGGAGCCAAAUGGAUAAAAAACUGAUCCGCUUUGCUUCAGGACGCCACCACCACCACAGCAAACAGCCCAUGUUGGUUCUCUUCACUGAUGAUGGCCGCUACUCUAAUCCUCUCGAGAGCAAAGAUCUAGAUGAUACCACUGCCACUUCUGACCUGCCCCAGGUCCCAAUGUCAGGUCCACCUUCCCGUAGCGCUCGCUCUCUGGGCUCUGAUGCAGAAGGUGUGCCCAUGCACUGCCAGCGGUUGCCCCUGAAUGUAGACUUUGAGGAGAUCGGCUGGUCGGGCUGGAUUGUAUCACCCAAAAGUUACAACGCGUACUACUGCAAAGGCUCCUGCCCCUUCCCUCUGGGUCAGACCAUGAAACCAACCAACCACGCCACUGUCCAGUCCAUCAUCCACGCCUUGAAGCUGGUCAAAGGCGUUGGCACGCCGUGCUGUGUCCCCGACAAGCUCUUUUCCAUCAACUUGCUCUUCUUUGAUGAUGAUGAGAAUGUGGUGUUAAAACAAUAUAAUGACAUGGUGGCUGGAAGCUGUGGGUGCCAAUAA